Molecule: messenger RNA, 761 nt
Organism: Bactrocera oleae (olive fruit fly)
Lineage: Eukaryota; Metazoa; Arthropoda; Insecta; Diptera; Tephritidae
Product: sperm microtubule associated protein 2-like
Source: RefSeq, a predicted model, not a curated record
UAGUACUUGACAAACUUUAAUAUCUUUUUUAUUAUAUAUUUUUAUUACAUGAAAAUUCACUUUUUUCACAUAAAAGCAUAAAAAAUUUCGACUUUCUCAGCGUCUAACAAAAAAUUCACGGUUAUUCUUUAAUUUAACACAAUUAGAAGAUUGGUUUAUUAAGUUAGGACAUGUGCGCAUUUAGAAGCAUAAUUAUGAAAUCGCGACGGAUCAGGUAUUUGUCGUAUCCUCGAGAGCGAAUCGAUUGGAGCAAGCCAGAAUGGAGGUUAACCACAGCGUUGAGGCGUUACAGGCCAACUAAGCGCAUAAUUCAGCUGGCAGAGCCGGUCAAUCGUGGAAUAGGGAAGGUCUAUUCAAUCUCGUCCGAAAAGAAACUUAAAAACACGAUAACUUACCAACCUUCACAACGUAUUUUGGAAUUGGCGGUCCCGCCAGUGAAACCGUCGGGUAAUAGAGACAAACGAAAAAAUCCCUAUCGCAUACCACCGAAAGCAUUACGCGCCAAACCCACAGCUCGUCUACUGGAGCUAGCAGAACCAAAGGAGCACGAUUACCUUGAACCCCUUAACCCUUGGUCCAUAUCAAAAUCAGCACUAAGAGCUAAGGCGUCUCAAAGAAUCGAAAUGCUCUCCAAACCCAAGAAAUACAACUAGUAAACCAUAUAAAAUUUCUGUUUCAAAUCAUUCGUUAUGGAUCAGAAAAAACCGAACGAUAUGUCGCGUAGCUAAAUCUAUUUAAUAUUAAACUUUCGUAAUUAAAAA